AACCUCAUCAACAUUGUCGUGUUCCUCAGACUUGGUCUCAAGGACGGCCUCUCCGUCAGCUUCUUCAUGGUCUCCUGCGCGGACCUCACCUGCAUCCUCAUAAUGAUACCUUCUGACUUCAUCUACAUCUUCGCCAAGCAGGUGACGGAGAAAUGGAGGGUGGACGGCGAGGCGCUGGGUCUGAUUCUAGCGUACUACUACGCGUUCUUCUACGACCUCUCGCAAAUAAUCACCACGUUCAUCGCAGUGCAGAAAUGCUGCUGCGUCGCGCUGCCAAUGCGCUUCAGGAACACCUUUACGAGGGCUAGGACUUUUGGGAUGCUCUUCGCGCUCUUGCUCGCGUAUUUCUUCAUGUACCUCCCGAUCAUGGUUUCCCAGGGUCUACGGGAGAGCACGGACCGAUUCAAAAAUUCCACGGUGCUGGUUUUCUGGGCAUCCGAUCUGUGGAAUCAGAUCUACUCCGCCCGCAGCACCAUCGCCAUAAUCCUGACGUCAGCGUGCCACGUGACCGUGACGGUGUGUUUGUGUAUACUCGUGUCAAGCCUGAAUGCGUCGUCCCGUUUCAGGAAGUCAGUUUCACGCGCAGCAUCCGGUUUGAUAAUCUCUGGACCCAGCUUGCCAAUUCUGGGAAUACCACAACAACAUUCCCACUCUAAGAUCUCUCCAAGGUUCAAUUCUCUGAAGUCGCUCACCGAGUCCCCAACACCAAAAACCGAAUUUGAGAACACUAAAAAAGUAUUUCUUCCUCUUCACAUCAGCAGAGUAAGAAUACUUCAAGAAAAGAGCUCCAAACGGUCAAGUCCACGACGCUUGUAUCCGUCUUGUUCAUCCUGUGCAACACCCCCAAGCUGCUCAUCUUUUACGCCGUACUCUGCGAGCCAGAGUUCAACUUAGCGCACCGGUUCUCCUACACGUACCUCACGGCCAACACGUUCCGGUUCACGGUGGAAGCUUGGAAUGCAUCCUGCAACAUGUUCGUCUAUCUCAAGUUCAACAGGCGAUUCAGAGCUUCGCUCAGAUCGUGCUAA
This is a messenger RNA of Lymnaea stagnalis (great pond snail), 1028 nucleotides long. The record is from the annotation of a GenBank genome assembly. NCBI's taxonomy places the organism in Eukaryota, Metazoa, Mollusca, Gastropoda, Lymnaeidae.